Molecule: messenger RNA, 4160 nt
Organism: Culicoides brevitarsis
Lineage: Eukaryota; Metazoa; Arthropoda; Insecta; Diptera; Ceratopogonidae
Gene: Kdm2
Product: jmjC domain-containing histone demethylation protein 1
Exons: 3
Coding region: 220-3363 (1047 amino acids)
Biological process (GO): regulation of transcription by RNA polymerase II; protein demethylation
Molecular function (GO): iron ion binding; histone demethylase activity; zinc ion binding
Source: RefSeq, a predicted model, not a curated record
GUCAAGACGUCGUGUGAUGAGACACUGCACUCUACGUGCGCUUUGAAAUAAUAAAAAUCUUUUUUCCGAUUCAAUUUUUUUUUGUGAUACACAAGUGUUGCGGACAAAAAGUACCUUUUCAUCACUAAAUUUGCGAACGAUUAGUGUUAACAGCGAUCGGCUACUUAUCCAGUGUCCAUUAAAGUGUGAUAAAUUAAUAAAUUUACAAAAAAAAGUCCAAUGUCGGACUCAAAGAAUAAACGAAAUUUACGAGAGCGAAAACAGCGCAAACAGUACUUAGAAUGGGCACUCGCUGAGGAAGAUUAUGAAGGAGCGCGCGGAUUUUCUGUCGCGGAUAAACUUAAAUCGACAAGAUUCGCACAGUCGGGCAUGGUACGGGAGAUGCGAGGAUCUGAUUUGACAGUCGGUUAUUUGCAACAACACGGCUUCAACAUACCGUUACUGAUCAAGGAAAAAGCCGGCUUAGGUUUGCAAGUGCCAUCGCCCAACUUUAGUAUUAACGAUGUGCGAAUGUGCGUCGGUUCACGACGCGUUCUCGACGUCAUGGACGUCAACACACAGAAAAAUCUCGAGAUGACGAUGAAAGAAUGGCAAAAGUAUUACGAGGAUCCGAACAAGAAAAAACUUUUAAACGUAAUUUCGCUCGAAUUUUCCCACACAAAACUCGAAAAUUACGUACAAAGUCCCAAAAUUGUGCGACAAGUCGAUUGGGUUGACGUCGUUUGGCCAACAAAAUUAAAAAACGCCCAAAUUGAGGGCACAAACCUCAUCGAAGACAUGAUGUAUCCAAAAGUGCAAAAGUAUUGUUUGAUGUCUGUGCGAAAUUGCUUCACAGAUUUUCACAUAGAUUUCGGAGGAACGUCAGUUUGGUAUCACAUCCUCAAAGGCAGUAAGGUAUUUUGGCUGAUUCCGCCGACGCAGGAGAAUUUGCAAUUAUACGAAAAAUGGGUGUUGUCCGGAAAGCAAUCCGACAUCUUUUUUGGCGAUACAGUCGAGAAAUGUGGGCGCGUUUAUUUGACCGCUGGAAAUACUUUUUUCAUUCCCACGGGAUGGAUUCAUGCCGUUUACACGCCCGAAGACUCGCUCGUGUUUGGCGGAAAUUUUUUGCAUUCAUUCGGGAUUGUGAAGCAAUUGAAGGUCGCCCAAGUCGAGGACAGCACAAAAGUCCCCCAAAAAUUCCGAUAUCCCUUUUUCACGGAGAUGUUGUGGUAUGUCCUCGCAAAAUACGUCAAAACGCUUCUGAAUCACAACCAUCUCGAGGAAGAUGACGAAGACGAACUCGAUACUGUGCAAAUUAAGGGACAUGUGCAUUUAACGCGUUACGAAUUAUUUGGCUUGAAGGAUAUUGUCAUGUACUUGUAUGAUCUCCCGUCGCACAAGAAAAACGUGCCGGAACUCGUAAAAGACCCCGUCGCAUUGAUAAAAGACGUGCGAACGCUCGUUGAGCGCCAUUGCAAGGACGAUCCUGAGCUCGCAGUGACUAAUGUCCCCAUAUUAACGGCUCCCCUUCAAACGAUGUCGCGACAUGUUCAACACGACGAAUACGAAAAUGACUUUCCCAUGAAUGGCGGCGACGAUCCCGAACCAAUUUCAAUUAAAACGGAACCCAAUUCAGCUCCUUACAAGCAGCCAAGUCCCAAUAAUUCAUCAAAAACGGGUGAAAAUAAGGCUCAUACCGCGCCACGUCGUCGCAGGACCCGCUGUAAGGUCUGUGAGGCAUGCAAACGUUCGGAUUGUGGCGAAUGCAGUUUUUGUCUCGACAUGAUAAAAUUCGGAGGACCCGGAAAAGCGAAACAAACGUGCACAAUGCGACAAUGUUUGCAACCAAUGUUGCCCGUUACCGCUACUUGUAUCCAUUGUCAUCUCGAUGGAUGGCGUCAAACGCCGGCUCUUUCAACGCCGCAAGCAAAAUCUCAUGCCUCCCAAGAAGUACCUUCGUCUCUGAUGGAAUGCUCCAUUUGUUACAGCAUCAGUCAUCCGGAAUGCGGGCAAAAAUUGGCACCCAACGUGAAAGGCAUCCCCAAUGAAGACCUCAAAAAUAGCUGGAUCUGCCCGGUUUGCAUUCAAGCGGGACGCAAUAACGACUACAAACCGCGUCAUUUUCGUGCCCGACAAAAAUCUUCGGAAAUUCGACGGAUGUCAAACAGCAGCGACGCCUCAUUUUUGGAUCAAAAACUGAAUAUCGACAUUCCGGGCAACAACAAAGGCAUCCUAGCAUCCGGAUCCGAUCUCGAGGACAACAAACAAAGUAUUCCCAUCAUAUCGCCGAGCAUCGUAAAACACGAAAUCAAGCAAGAACCCGAACAAAAUUCGAGUAAAAUUGAUGCCAGCAACGGGCGUUUCAUAAAAAGGCGAAAAAGUGAGGACGGCAAUAGUGUCGGAAGCGUAAAUCAAGAUUCCUUCGACAAUAAUGACCAAAAUGCGCCGCGCAAGAAGUCAACGUUGCGAAAUCAACUCGCGCAACAAAUCAUCAGUAGUUCCAAUAAACCGCUGAAAAAGCCGCAAUAUCCGGUGAGGCCUGUCGGGACAUCAAGUAGCAUCGCAAGCUCCUCAGCGGUACUCGAUCCGGCGUGUUUGCUGCCCGUUUUCAAAUAUUUGCCGCUGGAAACGUUAGUCAAUUGUUCUCUCGUGUGCAAACAAUGGUGCACGGUAUCCGUCGAUCCAGUUUUGUGGAAACGCAUGGAUUGUUCGCAGUACAAAUUAUCCGCAAGUCUCUUAAUUGCGAUCGUGCGACGUCAACCGGAGCAACUUCUCCUCGAUUGGACCAUUCUCGCAAAACGACAACUCAACUGGAUCAUCACUCGCAUACCCGGCUUACGAAAUCUCAGUUUGCAAGGCACUCCCGUUCAAUCUGUGCUCGGUUUGCACACUUGUCUCUGCCCGCCGUUGCAAGUUCUCGAUCUCAGUUUCAUCCGGGGCUUGAAUGACUCGGCAAUUCGUGAAAUUUUGUCUCCGCCGAAGGAUUCGCGACCCGGAUUGGCAGAUUCCAAGUCGAGACUUCGUAAUUUGAAGACGUUAAAACUCAGCGGAACAGAUAUUUCCGACAUUGGAAUACGAUACAUCAUUCAAGGAUUGCCGGAAUUGAAGUCUUUAGACCUUUCAUCAUGUCAGAGGAUCACCGAUUGCGGAAUUUGUCAGAUCGAUGGCAAUCAUACGUUGGUCGAACUCAAUUUGAGCAGCUGCAAGAUGAUAACGGAAGUGGCAUUGGACUUUUUGGCGAAUUGCGAUGCGCUUGUAAGACUCGAUUUGCGACACGUGCCGCAAGUGUCGACGCAAAAUCUCAUAAAAUUCGCUGCCAAAUCAAAAAAUAACUUACAAGUACAUGAUAUUAAGUUAGUGGAUAGGAGAAAAGAGAAUAAGUAAAAAGGUCAUUCCAAGAAUUUAGUUUUAGUUUCUUUUUUUUUAAGAAGAAGAAGAAGAAAAAUGUAAUCAAUCGCCAUAAUGUGUGUCUGUGUAUCAAUAGUGACUGUUGUUCAGUAAGCAAAAAAAGUAAUUUUAAGAUCCUAAGUUCAUGAAAAAAAAAUUUUUGACAAUUGAAAAUCAUGAAAAUUUCAAUUUCACAUGAAUUUCUUUUAAAAAAAGUUCAUUUUUAAAGCUAAAAAUUUCAAUUCGAGAUCGAAAUAUUCAUUUAGUGAUCUAAAAAGAUCGUUUCGAGAUGUAAGAAGUUCAUUCCGGGAACUAAAAAGUCAAUUUUGAAGUUAUAGCCUUCAUUUAGAGUUCAAAAAAGUUCAUUUCGAGACCUUAAAAUUUAAUUCGAGAUCAAAAAAUUUUAUUUCGAGAUCUAAAAAUUUCACUUCGAGAUCGAAAAAUUUUAUUUCGAGAUCUAAAAAUUUUCUAUUUUGAACGAAAUUAUUGUCAAAAAAGUUAAAAAAUAUUUUUUAUGAUUUUUAAUUGUCAAAAAAUUUCUCAUGAACUGGUAGAUAAUGCAAAAUCCAGCAAUAUUUACAUCCAACCCCAUUUUUGUAGAGAGAAAAAUAGUCGAAAGUCGAUAACUACCCGCGAAAAAACCAAAGAAAUUUUGUAUGAAACUUGCAAAAAUUACUUCAAAAACUGUUUCAUGACGUUCUCAAAGACUUUCCACACUCACACUUAAAUACACAAGAUAAAAAAAAAAAGAAAAUUAAUUUUAGUCUAAUUAUUAUUAUUGUAUUAAGUAAAAU